Messenger RNA from Dermatophagoides pteronyssinus (European house dust mite), 4466 nucleotides. It is a transcript of the gene mahj, whose product is annotated as LisH and WD40 domain-containing protein mahjong. Gene Ontology annotation, cellular component: Cul4-RING E3 ubiquitin ligase complex; nucleus. Gene Ontology annotation, molecular function: protein binding. The record is from RefSeq and is a predicted model, not a curated record. Gene Ontology annotation, biological process: protein ubiquitination. NCBI's taxonomy places the organism in Eukaryota, Metazoa, Arthropoda, Arachnida, Sarcoptiformes, Pyroglyphidae.
UUGUAACGUUAUUUUCAUUGAAAAAAAAUGUUGUAAUAAUUUUCUGCUUGAUUUCAUUUCAUUUUAUCUUGUUUUUUUUGAGUGAAAAAAGUAUUUUUCCCAACAACAGUUAUCAAUACAAUACUCUCAAUACUCUGAUUGACUAACUUGGAGUAAAAACCGAAUCAAAACAUUUGGAAAAAAUGUUAGAAUCAAACGAAUCAUUGACACAAUAUCUGAAUCAAUGGGCACAAGAUGAUUCAAUUACCAAUGUUAUCGAACAAUUAACAAAAAUAUCCGAAUUAUUGGAAAAAGAAACGGAAAUUUAUUUGAAAAUGGAUCCCGAUCCAUUGGAUGAUCGUCAUCCAAGUCGAACAAAACCGGCAUGUAGUCUAGGACCAUUGUUAAAAUCUCUAUUCAAAAAUGAUGCUUUUAUGGAUAAACUUGUUACCUCGUAUCUGUUGAAUCGUGAUAAUCGUGAAUUACAAAUUGUUGCUUGCCGUUUAACAAUCGAUAUUCUACCCGGUUUGGAAGCAUCGGUCGUUUUCAAUUUAGAAUCUACUGGAUUGAUUGAUCGACUUUUCAUUUGGGCACGUGAUGAAGAUGAACCACUUCAAUCAUAUGCUACAGGUUUAUUGGCUACAGCUAUGGAUUUAUCCGAAAUAGCAGCACAUUUUAAAUCACAAAAUGCUGAACUAAUACCGAUAAUGUUAAAAAAACUUAAAACAUUAAUGGAAGAACGGAGAAAACAAACAAAUGAAAAUUUUCAACAAACAAAUCAAGAUUUUCAUCUUUUAUCACCAAAUCAUAAUCAUUCAAUUAAUCAUAAUCAUUUAGAACCGGCAACAAAAAGACGACGAAUAUCAAGUCCACUGAAUGAUUGUUCAAAUAGUAGUUGGGCUGAAUUGGAAUCCUAUGUAAUUGGUUCAUCAAAAGUUUAUCCAUUAACCAAUGAAAUAAGUCAACGUUUUAUUUAUCAAUAUCUUUCAUCAAUUGGUAGUUAUCAAGAAUUUUUAAGCAAUGUUUAUGAAUAUAAUGUAUUGGCAAUGAUAUUGGAAAAUAUUGAUUUGAAUCAAAAUCCCGAUGUACGAUUGGCAUUCGAAUCAUUAAGAUAUUUAUCAUCAUUAAUUUGUCAUAAAAAAUUUGCCCUUGAAUUUGGUAACAAUGAUGGUAUUCAACGAUUAUUAAAAGUUUAUAAACAAUCAUUAGCUGCUUGUGGUGUUUCACUUUGUCUUUCUAAUAUUGCCUAUCAUGAAGAUGUUAUGGAAAAGAUUUGUUCACUGCCAUAUGAAAUUCGUUAUGAAUUAGUUUCCUAUGCCCUUUAUCUAAUUGAACGUUCACAUGAUUCAAGUCGUACAAAUGCUAUGAUUUUUCUUAGUUUAGCAUUUUCCUAUCAAGAAAUUGUUGAACUAUUUGAUAAACAAGAUGGUUUAAGAAAAAUUAUUAAUGAAAUUUCAAUGAUUGAUCUAUUCUCAAAAGAUAUUAUCUAUUCGGAUGAAGAAAUCUUUACUAAACGUCAAUAUGCAAAACAUAUUUGUUUUGCAAUGAAACGUUAUUUUGAAACACAUCUAAUAUUGAAAGCACAAUCAUUAAUGCAAAUAUGUUUGAAAAAUUCUUCCAAUAGCAACAGCAGCAGCAACAACAUUAAUAAUGAAUAUUAUCAAAAUUAUUCACGUUUGAUUAAUAUACAAUUUCCAUCGAAAAAACCAAUCAAUUAUGAUUAUGAUUUAAUAAUGGAAUAUGUUGAUGCAAUGUUAUCAUUUAUGCCAUUACGUUUACAAUGGGAACCAGUUGAAAAAUUAAUCAAAUAUGGUGGUGCCAAAUUAUUAAUGCAAUAUAUUAGUAUGUCAUAUGAUUGGAAUUUUACCGGAAAAUCUGAUGCUGUCCGUAGUGCAUUAGAUAUUCUAGUUAUUUGUACAGUAAUGCCAAAAUUUCAAUUAAUCCUUACCGAAUCGAUACCAUUCGAUGAUGGACAUCCUGUUGUUAGUAUGCGUAUAAUUUUAUCAGCUGCAUCCGGUGAAUUGAUCAAUGAUCCUGAUUGUCAACGUUCAGCAUUGAAUAUUAUUGUCAAUUGUGUUUGUGGUCCAAUAAAUCGUCUGAUGAUAAAUAAUUCGAUCAAUACGGCAACAACAAAAGCAUCAUCAUCAUCAUCAUUAGGUAGUGCAAGUAAGAAAAAAUUAAUCCGUUAUGGUGAAGAUAUCUUAAAUAAACUAUGGAAUUGUGUUCGUUUUAAUAAUGGUAUUAUGUUAUUGAUUAAUUUAUUGGUAACAAAAACACCGAUUACUGAUGCUGAUUCAAUACGAAAAUUAAGUUGUAAAGCAUUAUGUGGAUUAGCUCGUAGUGAAAAUGUACGACAAGUUAUAUGUAAAUUACCAUUGUUUACUGAUGGACAGAUUCAAGCAUUAAUGAAAGAACCAAUUUUACAGGAUAAACGAGCUGAACAUUUAAAAUUUUGUAAAUAUUGUAUUGAAUUGAUUGAAAGAAUUACUGGUACACCGGUUACCGAUACAAUGGAAACAUCAUUAGGAAAUUUAAACAAAGCUGAAGUGAUUACACAAACGAAAAUUGUUUACAAUGAAAAAGAAUUAUUGAAAUUGAUUCAUAAUCAUUUGAUUGCAAAAGGUUUACGUAAAACAGCACAAAUAUUAUCAGAUGAAGCUGAUUUAUCCGAUACAACAACAAAUAAUCAGAUAAAAAAUCAAUUGAAAUUUUCAACACCACCAAAAACAUUUACACCAAGAGUGUCAAGACAAAUAUCAGCAGUAGCAUCUGCAACAUCAAAUUCAUCACAAAAUUCUAUAAGUAAAAUAUCUUCCGAUGAUAUAGUCGAAACAUCAACCAAUACCGGUAUACCGAUUCGAAUUAAUCGUACAAAUAGAAAUAGAUUGAAUACCAGUAUCAAUAGUAAUAAUCAAAUUCGUCGAAAUUCUUUAAAUACACCGAUUAAAAAAGAAAAAUUAUCAAUUCAAUCACAACAACAACCGCAACAACAACAACAAUCAUCAUCAAAUACAACAAUAUCAUUAGAUUCGAUUGUUAUUGAAUAUCUACGUAAACAACAUGCAUUAUGUAAAAAUCCAGUGUUAACAUGUCCACCGUUUGAUUUGUUUAAACCACAUCGUUGUCCUGAACCACGUGAACGUAAUGUUGCACCAUUCAAUAUUGCUGCACGUAUGAUACGUCGUGAAUAUUAUCCACCAAAUGGUGGAUGUUAUGGUUCGAAAAUGAAUCGUAAAUAUAUUUAUAGCCGUUUUCGUUCUUGUCGUUAUAUUCGUUGUAUUGAACCGACCGUAUUUUUAGAUUGUGCUUUUGCUCAUAAUACUGAUUUAAUUUAUGCCGGUAAUGAAAAUGGUGAAUUACAUGUAUUCAAUUCGAAUGGUACUAUUGAAAAUACCUAUGUUUGUUAUGAUACUCCUAUAUCUUAUGUUGAACCUUCAAGGGAUAGUCGAUUAAUAUUGACCACAACUAUUUGGGAUCAACAAAGUGCUAUACUAUGGUCAAUUAAUGAUAAUAAUUUUGAAGAAAAAAUGUCAUUUCCAAAUGAUGCUCAUGUAGAAUUUGGUAAAUCAACACAGGAUAAAGUUUUAGGCACACAUGAUUAUGCAGCUCAUUUAUAUGAUUUAAAUAGUUCACAAUUAAUACGAACAUUUGAAGAUGAUAAUUUUUCAAAUAAAUAUAAUCGUAAUAUUGCUACAUUUCAUCCGGAUGAUUAUCUUAUACUAAAUGAUGGUGUUCUUUGGGAUGUUCGUAAAGAUUCACCCGUACAUAAAUUUGAUAAAUUUAAUGAAACAAUUAAUGGUGUAUUUCAUCCAAGUGGACAGGAAAUUAUAUCCAGUUCGGAGAUUUGGGAUAUAAAAACAUUCAAAUUGCUCAAAACAGUUACGGCAUUAUCGGAUAGUCAUGUAAAAUUUAGUAAACGUGGUGAUGUUAUAUUCGCUUUAUAUGAUGAUGAUGAAAAUGAACAUUUUCAUGAUAAAACACAUCAAUCAUCAUUUCGUACAUUUGAUGGUUAUGAUUAUUCACCAAUAGCAACAAUCGAUGUUAAACGUUCAAUCAAUUCAUUAGCAAUUGAUUCAAAUGAUCGUUUAAUAGCAUUGAUUGAAAAUGAAACAAAUUUUUCUGAUAGUGUUAUACGAUUAUAUGAAAUUGGAUUGAAACGUGAAGAAGAUGAUGAAGAAAGAACUGAUGAUGAAGAUGAAGAUGAUGAUGCUUCCGAUGGUGAUACUUAUACUGAUAAUGGUAGUGAUGAUGACGAUGAUGACGACGAUGAUGAUGGUGGAAUGGAUGAUGAAGAAGAUUCAUUUGGUGAUUCGGAUGAUACUUCAUUUCAUUCAAGAAGUUUUCUUGAUAGUCGAGAUUCAAGCGAUUAUAGUGAUGAUUUUAAUGAUACCAGUAAUGAUGAUGAUGAUGAAGAUGAAGAUGGUGUAUUCUAUCAACUUUCAAUGUGAUUAAUUUGUUCAUUUUUUUAUUAUUAAAAAAAACUUUAA